Molecule: messenger RNA, 1806 nt
Organism: Erinaceus europaeus (western European hedgehog)
Lineage: Eukaryota; Metazoa; Chordata; Mammalia; Eulipotyphla; Erinaceidae
Gene: RALY
Product: RALY heterogeneous nuclear ribonucleoprotein
Exons: 9
Coding region: 551-1456 (301 amino acids)
Cellular component (GO): nucleus
Molecular function (GO): RNA binding
Source: RefSeq, a predicted model, not a curated record
GCUGACGGGGUGGGGAGAGCGCGCGCGCUCGGGGAGUCGGACGGUGUCGGGACGGUCUGCGGGCUCCUCGAGCUCCCCGGCGCCGAGUCCUUCGCGGGAGACCGGGGCUGAGGGUCGGGAGGACCCGGCGCCAGGGCCGGAGCGGCGGGUAGGGCUGAGCUGAGGGGAGCCGCUCGGGACGCCCCCACCCCCGGGCGCCUCAGUGGUGCGGGCCGAGGGAGGGACUCGCGGCUGCGGGGCUCGCGCCGCUGUCAGUGCGGCGGGGCGCGCGAGCGGCGCGGGACGCUGAGCCGGCGGAGCCGAGGGGGCGACUCCGGCGCGUGUGCUCGGCUUCGGCUCCUCACGACGCGGCGGCGGGGGCGGCCUUCCCGCUCCCCCCUCCUCCUCUCUUCCGUCUCGAGCGCAGCGGCGCCGCCUCCGUCCCCGCGGCGCGGCUCCCUCCAGACCUUCCUGCGCCGGAGAACCCUUCUCCCAGAGACAGCUGGUGUUGAUCCUGUAUCUCAAAGGAGGAAAUUACUGACUGACCUCAGCCUUGGUAUUGGUAACCACCAUGUCCUUGAAGAUUCAAGCAAGCAAUGUAACCAACAAGAAUGAUCCCAAGUCUAUCAACUCUCGGGUCUUCAUUGGAAACCUGAACACAGCCCUGGUGACCAAGUCAGAUGUGGAGACCAUCUUCUCCAAGUAUGGCCGUGUGGCUGGCUGUUCUGUGCAUAAGGGCUAUGCCUUUGUCCAGUAUGCCAAUGAGCGUCAUGCCCGGGCGGCAGUGCUGGGAGAGAAUGGGCGGGUACUGGCUGGACAAAACUUGGACAUCAACAUGGCUGGAGAGCCCAAGCCCGACAGACCCAAGGGAGUAAAGAGAGCAGAAACUACCAUAUACAGGCUCUUUGACUAUCGGAACCGCCUGUCACCAGUGCCAGUACCCAGGGCAGUCCCUGUGAAGCGACCAAGGGUCACAGUCCCUCUGGUCAGGCGUGUCAAAACCACCAUACCUGUCAAGCUCCUGGCCCGUUCUCCAGCCAAUACACCAGGCGCAGGCAAGAUCAAAUUAAAGAGCAGUGAGCUGCAGACCAUCAAGACAGAGCUGGCACAGAUAAAGUCCAACAUUGAUGCCCUGCUGGGCCGCUUGGAGCAGAUCGCUGCAGAGCAAAGGGCCAACCCAGAUGGCAAGAAGAAAGGUGAUAGCACCAGCACUAAUAGUGGUGGUACCAGUGGCAAUGGCAGUGGUGCCAGUGGCAGUGGCAAUAGUGCUGGUGCCAGUGCCAAUGUCAGCGGCAGCGGCAAUGGUGGUGGAAGCAACCGACCACUGGCCCCCAAAGAGGAUACAACUUCUGAAGCAGGUGUGCUCCAAGGGGAAAGACAGGCUCGAGAAGGUGAUGAGGAGGGACUGCUGACACACAGCGAAGAGGAACAGGAGCACAGCCAGGACACAGAUGCAGAAGAUGGAACCUUGCAGUAAACAGCCUGACAGCAGCGAUGACCACCUACAGGAGAAGUAUAUGCACUGCCUCAGGCCUUGAGUUGGGCACCCACCCCUGGACGCCACCCCCAGCGGGUCCCAGAGGAGCUGGCAGCAGGCACCUCCUCCCCCACACAUCCCAGCCAGUGCCACAUCCUGUGUAUGUGGAGUUACCGACCUCUCCUCCCCACAUACCCUGUCAGCACUGCCUAGAACAGAAGGCAGAGCACAGAGGUUUCCCCACAUUCUGCCUCCCCUCCCUGGGACACUCCCAGGCUUGGGCUUUUUCUAUAGAUGAGGGUGGGGGGAUAUAGGGGGGGGACCCUGAAAAUAAAGAGAUUGGAUUCCAA